Cydia pomonella (codling moth) is the source of this 2235-nucleotide messenger RNA. RefSeq lists its product as uncharacterized. Gene Ontology annotation, molecular function: sterol transfer activity; sterol binding. Gene Ontology annotation, cellular component: plasma membrane; endoplasmic reticulum membrane; endoplasmic reticulum-plasma membrane contact site. The record is from RefSeq and is a predicted model, not a curated record. Bases 636 to 2105 code for a protein of 489 amino acids. Lineage: Eukaryota; Metazoa; Arthropoda; Insecta; Lepidoptera; Tortricidae. The transcript has 9 exons. Gene Ontology annotation, biological process: intracellular sterol transport.
UCAAGAAGUUUUCUUUGUAGCUUCAUGUGUAAUUACUCCAUUCCAUAUGUACAUAUAUUGUGUAAAAUUGCACUACAUAAUUAUUGGGUCAACUAGUAAGCAAGUAUGCGGGCCUACACGUGUGGUAGCCGCGUCAGUUGGUCAGUCAAGCCCACACACGGGGCGGCAAGUCAGCGAAGCGGUGAGACGCGAGAACGCAAGGCAACCGUGAGCCAGUAAGGCGCUGCGCUUGGCGUUUCAGUUGCUUAACAGCUGUUACACACCGCGUACGUGUUUCCGAACGCAAUUGGCCGGGCUCGUAAUUGACACUAUUGACAGAGAUGUCAUUUUACUUUUUGAAGUUUUUAAUUUUUGGUUUAAUCACAUAAACAGAACAUCGUUUAUGCGCAAAAUUUAGUGUAAAUUCCGAAAAAGUGACUGUAUUUGGCAGUAUUAAUAAAUCUAACGGUGUGAUUGUUUCGUUUUACAAACAGUGACGUUAUAUUGUUUACUACUGAGUGCCUAACGUACUUUUGAUAGUCUCAUCAAUUUAGUGAAAAUAAUGUUGAUCGACUCGCUUUCUUCAUCUGAGAUGAAAACUAAUCGAAUCUCUCGAGAGUGACCUUAAUCGAGCUACGUGUCGGAUGACCUUCUAAAUGAAGGAGUCAUAUCCUGACGAAAUUAUGCUGUGUUUCGUUCAAGGUUUUGGGAAUGGAUGUGAACAUGGUUACAAUAAGAGUAGAGAAAUUACCGAAUGCAAUGAAAAUGCUGGGUUGAGGUUAUCUAAAAGGAGGUCGCAAGCUAAAAAGGUGUCAUUACAAGUGCAGACAAAUCUAGAAGUGAGUGAGACUGUUGAGGAUGUGGAAUUGAAGCCAAAAAAGUCUCAGUCGCUGGUGACUGGGAAGUCCCUGCGUCUGUCGUCGGGGGACAGGCUGCUCCGGUUGCCUGAGGUCAAGAGGAGUCUGAGCGACAGGUUCUCAGUUAUUACUGAUGCAAGCGGGAAGAGGCCCAGUAAAAAUCUUCUGACCGUUAGAAAAACAUGGUCAACCGGCAACUUCGCAUCGGGCGCAGCGGGUGGCGGGUGCGGCGCCCCUCGCUCCGCCCCCGCCACCCCGCUACAGCUUGAACCUCACCCCCGCACUAAGCAUGACAAACAUGUAGUGAAGCCACUGUCAGGCUCGGCGCCGUCCGUGCGCGAGCCGGCGGACGCCGUGGAGACCGAGGGCGGCAGCAAGCAGCCCAGCAAGUCGCGCCAGAAGAAGUUCCAGCGGCACUUCCCGCAGGUCGGGCCCGAAGAGCGAGUGCUCAACUACUACUCAUGCGCUCUGGUGGGGGAUCUCUUGCUGCAGGGGCACCUCUACAUCACCAAGAACUACUUCGCCUUCUACUCCAACGUGUUCGGAUAUGUGACCAAGCUCCUAAUACCAACGACGUCAGUCCUCCGCAUCACGAAAGAGAAGGUGGCGCGCAUCAUCCCCAACGCCGUCGGCGUGUGCACGCGCGACGAGCGGCACGUGUUCGGGUCCCUGUUGUCGCGGGACUCCACCUACAAGCUCAUGACCCACGUGUGGAAGGCGGCGCGCGUGCCCGAGCGAGCGGUGCCUACUCCACAGGAUUUACGUGCCUCAGAAGUAGAGUUGGACGUAACGGACUCUCCCGAGGACGACAGCAGCAGCGCCGGCGGCGACCACACGCCCGCUCCUCCCGUCCGGAGAGAGUCGGAAGCGAUCAUCACUUCAGCGGGCGCCGCGGUGAUCCAGCCGGCGCUGCUGACGGGGGCGCCGCUGCCGCGGCGCGCGGCGCGCUGCGGCCGCCUGCUGCUGCUGCUGCUGGCGCUGGCGCUGGCCUGCUCCGCCGCGCUGCUCGCCUACAGGCUGCACCGCGUCACGCAGGACGAACGGGAGCCGCUGGCGGCGCUGUCGGGCGAGCAGCUGUACGGCGAGCUGGUGCGCUGGCGCGCGCGCCUGCACUCGCGCGCCGCCGCCGAGCUGCACGCCUUCCUCACCACCAACCUGCUGCUGCUCACCAAGGUGCGCCAAUCUCUAGAGGCGCUGUCGGGCGUCAUCCUGACGGACGUGGCGCAGGCCGCCGUGAGCGACGCGCCCGGCGAGCGCGCCUUCAGCUAGCCGGCGGGCCGGGCGGGGCGACUCCGGGCAGGAUGUUUGGAUUCAUUUUUGAGCAAGGUCGGAAAAAGGAAAAAACACCCACGAUUGAAAAAACUUCAGGUCAGACGGGAUGUAAUCAAAUGCUCAGAAG